AUGGCUUCAGAAAACCAAGAACAGCGCACCUUGCACCUCGUUGGCAUUGGCGUCGGUCACUCGAUCGCUCCGCCAAUGCACAACCAUAUUGCUCAAUCCCUCGGACUACCAUGGACAUUCUAUGCUACGGAAUGUGCCACCCUCGAUGGAUUAAUGGACCUUGCGCGAAAAGACACUACAGCAGGCCUGGUUGUCACGAUGCCUUACAAAAACGCCAUCAUUCCUCGUCUCGAUGCAUUGGACGACCUUGCUGCCACCAUUGGCGCUUGCAACAACGUCUACCGAGACUGGAAAGACCCUAAAAAAUUGCGUGGAACAAAUACAGAUUGGCGCGGCAUCAAGGGCUGUCUCCUCGAGAAGGGCGAUCAAGCUGGUGUACCUGUUCUGAACAAGCCAGCUUUGAUCGUUGGGGCAGGAGGAGCUAGUCGAGCUGCUGUUUACGCGCUUAGCUCAUACUUCCAAUCCUCAAUUAUCUACGUGUUGAAUCGCGAUGAGCAAGAAGUAAAGGACCUCAUAAAAGACUCUCAGAAACUCUCACCUGUUCCGACAAUCAUCCACGUCAAGGAAGGGGAAGCGCAAAAGCUUGAGACGCCUUACUACGUCGUGGGUACGGUGCCUGACUUCGAGCCUCAGACUCCAGAUGAGCUUGCUGUUCGAGCCAACUUGGAAGAGUUUCUGUCUCGUCCUGAGAAGGGAGUGCUACUUGAUAUGUGCUUCAAGCCGAGAAGGACGAGAAUGAUCAAGCUGGCGGAGCAGAAGGGAUGGCCUACGGUGGAAGGAACGCAUGUUAUUGGGUAUCAGAUUGAAGAGCAGUGGAGGCUUUGGGCUGGUGAAGAGAGAGUGAAGAAGCUUGAUAGAGAGGGAGCGUGGAAGGUACUUAUCGACUCGGCUGAGAAGAGUCCUGGCAUCAACUUCUAG
This is a messenger RNA of Fusarium fujikuroi IMI 58289, 918 nucleotides long. RefSeq names its product related to pentafunctional arom polypeptide. The record is from RefSeq and is a predicted model, not a curated record. The transcript has a single exon. Gene Ontology annotation, molecular function: shikimate 3-dehydrogenase (NADP+) activity. Gene Ontology annotation, biological process: shikimate metabolic process; chorismate biosynthetic process. Lineage: Eukaryota; Fungi; Ascomycota; Sordariomycetes; Hypocreales; Nectriaceae. The coding region runs from base 1 to 918 and encodes 305 amino acids.